UGAGCACACUGGCGGAAGGGGAAGGGGGGCAGGUGGCGGUGGGGAAGAUGGCGUACCAGAGCCUGCGGCUGGAGUAUUUACAGAUACCGCCGGUCAGCCGCGCCUACACCACCGCUUGCGUCCUCACCACCGCUGCUGUGCAGUUGGAAUUGAUUACACCUUUUCAGUUGUACUUCAAUCCUGAAUUAAUUUUUAAACACUUUCAAAUAUGGAGAUUAAUCACAAAUUUCUUAUUUUUUGGGCCAGUUGGAUUCAAUUUUUUAUUUAACAUGAUUUUUCUAUAUCGUUACUGUCGAAUGCUAGAAGAAGGCUCUUUCCGAGGUCGGACAGCAGAUUUUGUAUUUAUGUUCCUUUUUGGUGGAUUCUUAAUGACUCUUUUUGGUUUGUUUGUGAGCUUAGUUUUCUUGGGCCAGGCCUUUACAAUAAUGCUGGUCUACGUGUGGAGCCGAAGGAACCCAUAUGUUCGCAUGAACUUCUUUGGCCUUCUCAACUUCCAAGCCCCCUUUCUGCCCUGGGUGCUCAUGGGGUUUUCCUUAUUGUUGGGGAACUCAAUCAUUGUGGACCUCUUGGGUAUUGCAGUUGGGCACAUAUAUUUUUUCUUGGAAGAUGUAUUUCCCAGUCAGCCUGGUGGAAUAAGAAUUCUGAAAACACCGUCUAUUUUGAGGACUAUUUUUGAUACACCAGAUGAGGAUCCAAAUUACAAUCCACUACCUGAAGAACGGCCCGGAGGCUUUGCCUGGGGUGAGGGCCAGCGCCUUGGAGGUUAAAGCAUUCAUGUCAAUAAUGAGACCCAGCUGGAAGGACUCAGUGAACUACCUGUUGGGAUUCCUUUAUCCUCUGUUGCAAAAGUAUGCACACUUUUGACAGCUUGACAGAUUUGAACUCCAGAAGCACUUUACAGAAUGGUACAUUGACUAUUCCAGAAGAUAUUUCCAGCAUUUUACCAGUGGUUCCUCACUACACUGGUACUGAAAGUGUAACCUCUUGGAGCCAAAAAACUGGAGAAACAGUUAUUAUGCUGCCUCCUAACAAGUACAUGAAUACUUCUGAUGCCAUAAGGCAGGCCUCUUUCUUCCUCUUUCUGAUAGAUGAGGCCAUGGUGUAAUGGAAGUUUCAGAGAAGACAAAAUAAAACUGAAUUCCAUCUCUGUUUCACUGUAUUAAAGCUUUUGUGUGUGAUCUUUUAAAUUAUGUGUUCUAGCUCUCCUGUGUCAGUCUGAAUUCAGAGCAGUUUACAUGCCUGCUCUUUUUGUGUCUGUACAGCUUUUAACUGUAUUUCAUUUCAGGAUUGGAAAUAUAUGGCUGAUGUGUUGUGGCUUUGUACAUUUUGCUAAUUCAGAGUGCUAGCUUCAAUAGGAAUAUUUAUCUCUGUCCUUCAGAUAAUUUGUUCUCCAUCUUGGAAUUGAAAAACUUUGUUGUCAGACUAAAAGGAAAAAAGAAAAAGGAGGGCCGUUUCAUUAACAGGAGGAAUUCCACUGUAGAAAAACCAGCUAUAAGCAAAAAGUUAAUCUGUAUUUGUUAUGCCUGUUUUUCUCCAUUAGGAAAUACUGAAGUAAAGACUGGUAAUCGCUACAGUUUUGAAAAACCACCAGAAGAUAGAUAAAUAGGCAGCAAUUAGGCAUACAUUCCUCCUUGGUCUUUGGAUGGUUCAGAAUUUUCAUUUGCUUCAUGAAAAACUGAAAAUCUUUUCAGCGCCAACUAUCUGGUGUACCUUCCUCAUCAGAUAGAAAUUAAGGUCUACAAAAUUUGGCGCUUAAUGCCUAUUAUUUAAUAAUUACUGAUCCAAUAUAUUGUCUCCUUUGAUCUCAAGAGGUUAAUGCUUAACCAGAAUCUAGAAGAGUAAAAAAAGAACACCCCCCAAGAAAGAGAUGCUUUUAGUUCUUAUAAGCAGCAUAUAGGCACAAGAUCCUUUCCCCAAACUGGAUUGUCCUUAGUCAUUCAGUCUUGAAUUAAGGGUAGUUUUCCAUAGUGAGAUUUUCCACAGAAAAAUUGACAUUAGCUCAGAUUAGACAUAAAUACUCUGGGAAGUUUCAGAUUAUUUGUCAAAAAAUAUUUUAAUGUCUUUCUAAAUGAAAUAUGCAUAAGUAAUGGGAUUUAGAAUAUGUAUUUUACAUGUUGCUAGUAAGUAACUGAAUAUGAUUGUUGCAACUUUAUGGAACUUGGGUUAAUGGACUGCUCUUACUUCCCUGAUGGUUUAGAGAACCUUUUUAAUAUUUAAAUGCGUAUUAUAGAUUGUGUAAUUUUAUAGGAUUCUUAAAUUUGACCAUUUCUGUCUUGGUUCAAGAAAGCUUUUUCAGUGACUUACUCAUUUUGGUGUUUUUGUUAUAUUUUGUAUUCUGCUUUGCAGUACUAGAGACUAAGCCCAGGGCCUUAACACUAGUCUAUAUGUCCAGCCCUUUAAUUUUAAUGUUUAUUCUGAGACAGGGUCUUGCGGGCCAAAAUGCACUGCCUCAACCUCCCAGAGUGCUAAGAUUGCAAGGCAUGUACUAGCACAUCUGCCUACAGUUUGUUGUUUUGGUUUUUUUUUUUAAUGUUUUGGAGUAGAAUGGGGUUCUCUAGUGUUUUUUUUUUGUUGUUGUUCUUUUAGCAUUAAUUUUUUAGUUAGCCAGUCAAUAGAAUUCUUAUGGUAAAAUUUUAAUCCUAAAAUCUACACACUUUCACCCAUGUAGGGAAUGUCUGUACACAUGAAUGACAUAUAAUAGGAAAUACUUUUUGAUUGUGGAGCCUAAAGGUAGUCAAUUACAGCAUUUUGGUUUCCCUCAUUUUAUGCAGUGUAAAAUCCUACACUGUCCUGAUGGUUAUAGUUCAAAUCACUGACCUCUUCAUCCAGCCAGUCCCACUACCACCAUCCCUAGCCUUGUGUUGCUGAACAGGAUCUCUUACACAUAUUGGGCAUAAAGGAAAAUGCUUACUUUUUUCCCAAGUUACAUCCUGAACUUCAUUCUGCCAGAACACACUUCUUUUGCAUAAUGCAAAUCAACUGAAAACUAAGAUUUGAAAUAUACAAUGUCUCAAUUAAUCUUACAUAUAUACCAGUAUAAUUUGAAGGACUCCUGAAUUCUACCAGUAAUACAGAAAAGCACACCCCUGAUGAAGGCAUAGGUUUUUUGUUACAUAAAUACAGCAUAUGUUCAUUUUAAAAAUAAAUGGACUUAUAAAGUGCAUCUCCUAGGAGAUAUUUUUAUAUACAUUUUGGUGUGUAUGUUUUUUUAUAUCUAUAUAUAUUAGGGAUUUAUAUUUGUUUCUCUCCUAAAGUUGUUCUUUCUUCUGUCAUUCUUACAUAUCCUAAAAUUCCAUACUACUUGUCCAGUCUCUUGAAGCAAAGCACCCAUUUUUCUGCAUCUUGGUAAUGGAACCCUCACUUUGUCUCAGCCUCUACAAAUUAAGAAAUACUGGCACUACUGGCCAUGUGAAUAAUGGGCUUCCUAGAAUUGUCAUCUCUCCUGCCAGUGUUUUAUGUUGUGGCUAUAUUUUCCUUUUGCAGGUGAGUUCCAUCUGUGUUGUUACCCAAGAUCCCGCCAUUAUUUUCAAUGUGAAUUUGCAUUAAAACGAUUGAAUCUUG
This is a messenger RNA of Octodon degus (degu), 3561 nucleotides long. RefSeq names its product derlin 2 (gene Derl2). NCBI's taxonomy places the organism in Eukaryota, Metazoa, Chordata, Mammalia, Rodentia, Octodontidae. Gene Ontology annotation, cellular component: Hrd1p ubiquitin ligase ERAD-L complex; endoplasmic reticulum membrane. Gene Ontology annotation, biological process: endoplasmic reticulum unfolded protein response. The coding region runs from base 48 to 767 and encodes 239 amino acids. The record is from RefSeq and is a predicted model, not a curated record. Gene Ontology annotation, molecular function: ubiquitin-specific protease binding; misfolded protein binding. The transcript has 7 exons.